Molecule: messenger RNA, 1635 nt
Organism: Purpureocillium takamizusanense
Lineage: Eukaryota; Fungi; Ascomycota; Sordariomycetes; Hypocreales; Ophiocordycipitaceae
Product: Hexokinase
Exons: 2
Coding region: 1-1635 (544 amino acids)
Biological process (GO): glucose 6-phosphate metabolic process; glycolytic process; intracellular glucose homeostasis
Cellular component (GO): cytosol; mitochondrion
Molecular function (GO): D-glucose binding; ATP binding; mannokinase activity
Source: RefSeq, a predicted model, not a curated record
AUGUCGACGAGCAAGCCCAGUCCCGACGCAGGGCUGCUCACAGAGGCUAAGAGAAUCGCCCAACAGUUCGACCUGAAACCAGAUGAUAUCGCGAGAGCAACAGAUCACUGCCUCCGCCAACUACAAAACGGUCUUGAGCAACCCGGCGCUACGCAGAUCCCUUCUUUCGUGACCAGAGUGCCAAAUGGAUCCGAAAAGGGCAUUUUCCUCGCCGUCGAUCUCGGCGGCACACAUUGCCGAGUCUGCUCGGUCAAUUUGCACGGGGACUCGACAUAUAGGCUGAUCCAGGUGAAGCAUGUAAUCCCUCGCCCCCUCAAGGUCAACCCAAGCCACAAGCCCCUUUUCGCCUUCGUCGCGGACAAGAUUGCCGACUUCCUCCACCAAAACCCAGAGGCAGAUGUGGAAAGCGUUGAGGGCAAGACGGUGCAGAGAGAUGACUUCCGCCGGCUCGGCUUCACCUUCAGCUUCACCUACGAGAGCCACUCGCUCUCCAGCGGCACAAUGUUGCAGUGGGACAAGGGUUGGGAUAUUGCCGACGCUCUGGGUAAAGACCCUUGCGAGAUGCUUCAAACGGCAAUCGACGACCUCGAAUUGCCCGUGCUUGUGUCAGCCAUGACGAGCGACAGUGUCGGGACGUUGAUGGCUAGAGCCUACACAUCGCCCUGGAGCUCCACGACGCUUGUUGGCGCUGUCUUCGGUACCGGGACCAAUGCUGCGUACGUGGAGCGUCUGGAGAGCGUCCGCAAGUUGCACUCCCACGAUGGCUUUCGCAAUCGCCGUCCGGGAGACUUGAUGGUCAUGAACACCGAGUGGGGUGCCUGGAUUGACGACGACCACACCGUCGUGCCGAUGACGCCAUACGAUGUGCAGUUGGACCAAGCAUCUGCAAACCCAAACAGGCAGAUUCUGGAGAAAUUGACAUCGGGCAUGUAUCUUGGCGAACUUGCACGCCUCGCAGCGCUUGAUUUAUACAAGGCGAAAUUAUUCGAUAUGGCCGUCGAUGAUGACUCCUCGUUAUACAUGGAAGAAGACGUGGACAGUUCGUUCUUAUCUUUGAUAGCCGAAGACGAAAACGGAUCCCUCGAAGAGGCGAGGCGGCACAUUUCCGAUAUCUUGGGUGCACAAAACGUGUCGGUCAAUGACGCGCUCGCACUGCGACACAUCUCCACAGCCAUCGUCCGACGUGCUGCUCACCUGGCCGGUUCCGCGACUGCUGCGAUUGUUCUCCAGUCAGGGCGUCUCGAAGCCAUGGAUGCAGCGGGAAAGGGCACAGAGAGUAUUUGCCGUGAGCAAGAGGUCACGGGAACACCAAGCUUUUGGUCUAGGACACCUUCCACUAUCUGGACAUUCGUUCGCAGGGCUUUGAAGUACGUCUUUUGCUGCUUUGGGGCCAAUGAUGCAGAUUCAGAAUGUUCGUCGGGCAAAAACCCGCAAUGGAUAGAUGGAUGCGACAGCAUCGACAUUGGCAUUGAGGGGUCUCUUUUCGAGUUCCAUCCUACAUUCGAAAAGGAGAUGCGGCGGGCCUUCCAGCAUAUACCGGGGAUCGGACUGAACGGGGAGAAACGGAUCAAAAUUGGGCUCGCAAAGGACGGCUCAAGUCUAGGUGCUGCGCUCGUCGCGCAAUCGGUACAAUAG